Microstroma glucosiphilum is the source of this 1686-nucleotide messenger RNA. Its product is annotated as beta-lactamase/transpeptidase-like protein. NCBI's taxonomy places the organism in Eukaryota, Fungi, Basidiomycota, Exobasidiomycetes, Microstromatales, Microstromataceae. Bases 128 to 1471 code for a protein of 447 amino acids. The transcript has 3 exons. The record is from RefSeq and is a predicted model, not a curated record.
CUCAUAUAUCUCGUAUCUCUUGCCCCUUCUUUCUCUGAAAUCGCCCAGUCACCAUUCUCUGUUGUUCAGCAUACACAAUCGAAGCACAGCACGAGUAUCACACUUGUGAGAAGAACGACUGCCAAGAAUGCCGCCAUUCGACGCCAAGGCCCUCCACUCUCGAUUUCAGAAAGCAAUAGACGAUGGGGUCGCUCCGGGAGUCCAGUAUACCGUCUUUGACAGGGACUCAACGCUCCUCUCUGAUGCGAUCGGGUACGCCAGGGUGUCCGCGACGGGGGAGAAGGAGGUCAAGAUGACCACGAACACCUUCUGUUGGCUGGCAAGCUGCUCCAAGUUGAGCAUCUCCCUCAUAGUCCUCCAUGUCCUCGAACGAGGCCUGGCAAAGGACGGCUCCUCGCUCGCGGAUUUAGAUUCUUCCCUGGCUCUCUUGCGAGUGCUCCCAGAAUUUGACCCCAAGUCAGAUACAUACGUGUCCAAGAUCCUGACUGGGUGGGGAUCAAUUGAUCCAGCGACGGGUAAAUUGACGCCUCAACUCACACCGAGAAAGACGAUCCCUACGAUUCGCCAGAUGCUGCUUCACACGGCUGGCCUAGCCUACCAGUGGUCAUCGAGCAACGGUCUCCAAAAGUGGUACGCACCGAGUCCAGGAGAAGGAGUUCCGCAGGCCGAUAUGCCUUAUGUCAAAGGCGAUAUUGCCGACCUGAAUGCUCCUUCUGUCCGUGAGGCAGGGGAGGACUGGGAGUACUCGCCCAGCUUGGAUUGGAUGGCCAUUUGGCUGCAGCGAGUCACGGGAAAGAGCUGCCGACAGCUCCAUCGCGAGAUCCUCUUUGAGCCGCUGGGAAUCGUGGAUAAGAUCGACACCUAUGUUGAUGAUCGUCCGGAUGAGGAGAAGGCUGCUAUUCACGUCAGAAACCCAGAAGGCAAAUUGGUCUCUAUUCCUUUCGCAGUGUGGUCCUGCCCUGAUCUCCCACCGAAAGGCAAAUUCAACUUUGGUACUGCAAUGCUACACGGGUCGCAUCAAGCCCUAGCAGCUACCUUUCAGGCUUGCAUGCGGAGAGACGAGCGCAUCCUCAGCGCAUCCACCUGGGCCUUGGCUCUAGCAGACCAUCCCGGAUCAGUCAAGGCCUCGCUUCCUUCACCGCUGCUGGAAUCCAUGAUCCCGGCGGUAGUCACAUCUAUGAAAGAGCUCAACCCAGGAAGCACCAAUGUCCCUUCCCUUCUUUCAACUUUCCGCAAUUGCACCACUACUACUUCGGGCAAGCCUGCAGGCUCGCAGACAUGGCUUGGGCUGGCCAAUUCGUACUUUGCCUUUAAUGAAGAGGCGAACAUUGGGUAUGCCUACGGGUGUAGUACGUUCCCUUGUGCUUCGGAAGAGUUUGUCCGACUGAGGGAAGACGUGGAGAGGAUCGUCUUUGGGCAAGGUAAAGGCCAAGGCAAGGCUCAAAUGAAUGGAUGUCGAGUGCAGGAAUAAGUCGCAAGUGAUGACGGGCAUACCAAUGCAGCGCCAACGGGCGCACGCUGUGCGUCGCUCUACGCUCUCUGCUUUGAUGUCGUGCAUCUACAUUUUCCGUUCUCUUCCCUUCGCUUGGUACUAUGUACAUUGAUCUCCUGCUCCAUUGCUCUCCCUCCUUCUUUCCCGAAGUACCGCAUCAUCCAAUGUACCUUGAGAUCGCUCUUCUCCUCUCC